Messenger RNA from Adineta steineri, 756 nucleotides. The record is from the annotation of a GenBank genome assembly. NCBI's taxonomy places the organism in Eukaryota, Metazoa, Rotifera, Eurotatoria, Adinetida, Adinetidae.
AUGUCAGGUUCGAACGAUCUUGGUCAGUGGUAUAAGAGUAUACCUCCAAUAACUCGUGUUUGGUUUACAGCUUCUAUUGUUGUUCCUCUAGCUGUAGCAUUAGGAAUACUUAACUCAUUUCAUCUUGUGAUAUAUGGUAAUUCAAUUAUACAAUAUUUCGUAAUGUUCAUGGCUGUGUUUAUGCAUGGGCUAAAUUUUGAAUAUCUUGUGAAGCUAUAUUUCCUUUACAAAUAUAGUUCACGUCUGGAAACAAGUACAUUUAAUGAUCGACCAGCUGAUUACGUAUUUUGUUUAACAUUUCUUUGGCUAUGUAAUAUCAUUGUUCUUUUCAUUCUUCGCAUACCUGGAUCGAUGGGUAGUAUGGUUAUGUGUGUUGUUUAUAUUUGGUGUCAAUUAAAUAAAGAAGUAAUAGUGUCAUUUUGGUUCGGUACGCAAUUCAAAGCAAUGUAUAUUCCAUGGGCUAUUUUGUUAUUCAAUUGGAUUGUUCAUAAAACAUUUCAAGAAGAUUUGUGUGGUAUUGUUAUUGGUCAUCUUUAUUAUUUUCUUGUUUUCAAAUAUCCACAAGAUUUUGAUGGCGUACGAUUAUUAAACACACCGAAGUUUCUAUAUCGUUAUUUUCCGAAUAAACGACGAAGUACAAGUGGUUUUGGUACAGCACCAAUAAAUCGCCGACAACCAUCGGAAGACACUGAGAGUACUACCGUUCGUAAUCGACAAGUAUUCGGCGGUCGCGGUAACGUUCUUGGUACUGGUUAA